Spodoptera frugiperda (fall armyworm) is the source of this 1221-nucleotide messenger RNA. RefSeq names its product mpv17-like protein 2. Lineage: Eukaryota; Metazoa; Arthropoda; Insecta; Lepidoptera; Noctuidae. Gene Ontology annotation, biological process: mitochondrial ribosome assembly. Gene Ontology annotation, cellular component: cytoplasm; membrane. The record is from RefSeq and is a predicted model, not a curated record. The transcript is spliced from 4 exons. Bases 213 to 830 code for a protein of 205 amino acids.
AUCAAAAUAUGUCAUUCAAAGUUCACAAUUUUCUGAAGUGCUAAGGAACGAGGGCGCAAUUUUUAAUUAAAUGCAUUUUCAUUACUUAAUCAUUGUGAUUACUAGAUAAAGUUGUUCAUUUCGUAAUGAGAAUUAAUAGCCAUAUAGCACUAUAAUAAAUCAUUUUCAUAUAUUAGGUAUGACGUAGGUGUACGUCUAAAAAGGUCGCAAAAAUGUUUGCCAUUCGUAGUUUAAGAACCGGAAUAAGACAAAUAAGUCCGUUUAAAUUCCAAAUGCGUAAGGAAUCUAUGUUUCACAGAGGCGUGACAUUCUUUUUUAAGAAAAACCUAUUUUUAACGAACAGUAUAACAUCUGGAGUUUGUAUGGCACUUGGGGAUUUGGUACAACAAGAAUUUGAAUUCCAAACCAAAGUGUUACCUGAAAGAUAUGAUUGGGGCAGAGCAGGUCGUAUGUUCACAGUGGGGACAGCAAUGGGCCCUUUACACCACUAUUAUUAUGAGUAUUUAGACAAAGUGUUACCUAAAGCUAAUUUAAAAACAGUAUUUUUAAAAAUAGCAUGUGAUCAAGCAUUUGCAUCACCGUUAACACUAAUUUCUUUCUUCUAUGGAAUGGGAUUUCUAGAACAUAAAACGUUACAAGACAGUACAGCAGAGAUAAAAAAGAAGUUAAUGUAUGCUUAUACGGCUGAUUGCAUGUACUGGCCACCAGUCCAAUUUAUAAAUUUUUAUUUUUUACCAACACAUUACAGGGUUAUAUACAUAAAUGUAGCAACAAUGAUAUUUAAUAUUUUCUUAUCAUAUAUGAAACAUUAUGACCAAAGAAGUCAUUGAAAUUUAAUUUUAAUAGUUAAUUCUUAUGUUUUAUUUAUUUUGUAAAUUUUUUUUAAAGAUAGCUUUUGAGUAUUGUAUAAUUUAUAGCUAGAUUUAUAGAAUUGUGAGCUUGGGAUGUCCUAGAUCAAAAUAUUUAUAAAUAAUAGUAUUUAAUUUAAAGAGUUGUUGGAAUUGUAUCUCAAGUUUAGUAAAUAUGAAAAGUAGUACAAUGCUCAUGUGAUAAUAAAACAGUUACCAAUUUUAUUUAUUUCAAUAUUGUGUAAGACAUGCAUUAAUAUUUUAACAUUUUGCACAAACAUGCAUUGUUAAUAUUUCCGAUAUUUUGUGCUGGUAAAUGGCCAACCAAGUUUUACAAAUAUAUUAUACUUCUAAGUAUACAAAAAAUAAAUAA